Microthlaspi erraticum is the source of this 681-nucleotide messenger RNA. The record is from the annotation of a GenBank genome assembly. NCBI's taxonomy places the organism in Eukaryota, Viridiplantae, Streptophyta, Magnoliopsida, Brassicales, Brassicaceae.
AUGGCGGGAAUGGAUACACAGAAGCAGCUUCUCUCUCUGAUCCGCGACUUCACCUCUGAAAGAUCUCGAGGAGAGCAAAGAGUGGUUGGGUUGAAGAAGCGGAUCGAGUCUCUACAGUCGGAAGUGGAAGCAGCGAAUGCAGAAGUUGAGCAUGCGAAGCGUAUCAAAGAAGUGGCAGAGGAGGAGCUCAACGGCUACGAAGUUGAAUUGUCUUUGAACGAUGCUACGAUUCAAUCUCUGGAGUCGAGGAUUGCUCUUCUUCAGGAUGAAAUUUCAACUGUUGGCAAUGAAGUGGAUGCUCUUAAGAACAAGGAAGGAUUACUUAGAGAUGAGUUUAUAAGCCAUAUGGUUGAGCUGAACAAGGAAAUAAGGGAGUUCCAGAGAAAUGUAGACUCCAGUUUGGGAAAUGAUGAUAGUAAUGGCAUAACGUCAAAUGUUAAAGUUUUUGAGGAUGGUUGUGGAGCUGAUUCAGAAGCUAUCAGGGAUUUUCUAUCCGAUUUAAGUUCUCAAUUAGCAGAAGAGGAAGAAGGAUACUUGGCAGAGCAGAACAUACAAGAACAGCUGAAGAAGGAACUGGAUGAGUAUGAGAAGAAAAUGUCACUCAUGGAGGCCAUAACAGAGAAAACUAACUCAGUGCAAGUUCUCGCUAGAUAUCCUUAUUUUCGUUGGCUACUGAGCUGA